AUGGCUAAGUCCACAAAUACCCAGCAACAAUAUACUAUGUUUAUAUGGAAAUCGAGAAAAAACCAAACAGAGGCCAAAGAACCGCGUAAGUUUGAUGUUUCUUUCACUGUUAUAAAAUGUGAAGCAAUUAAUGAGCUUUAUGACAGUAUAGUUAUUGCGGGUGACGGAGAUAGUUGGGACUCACCCUUGUAUGAACAGUUAGAAGAACUGGCUGAUUACACUAGACCCAAUGCGCCUGCACUACUUGCAAUAGGAAACGAUGAAGUCAAUACAUUAUAUAUCUCUUCACCCUUUGGAAUGUCUAAAUGUAAAAAUAAGGUUUAUGAGAGAAAUUAUAAAACUAAGAAAAUAGAUUUUGAAAAGCUCAACCAACAAAUACAAGCACGUUACUUGGUCGAACCAUUACGGAGAAAAACAAACACUCCAAAGAGAAUGCUUGAUAGGAGGUUUGCCGAUGGCACAGAUCAUUUGAAUCCUAUUAAAUCGGUGGAAUACCUUCCUCUGUAUCGGAACUAUUAUACCCCUGUUAUAUUUCUCAAAUGCAGUUAUGAGAAUGCCAAGAGGACUGCCAAACUCGUAGCACUUGAAAGAAAACAAUGGGAUGAUGAUAUUUAUCUAAAGUUCUCUCCAGACAUAUUUUAUUCGUAUUUAAAAUAUCCUAUUAAAUUUGUAAUGUUGAGAACUAAAGGUUCUGUAUAUGCGCAACUGAAAGUAUGCGGUGGAUCAGAUCCAAACAUCUCUGCUACUAUGUUUAAUUAUAUGAGGGAUCAGUUUUUGGAAUUCAGGGGCUAUAAGUUAGUAAAUCAUCAGGGGGAUUCAGAAGUGAUAUUAAUAGAACCAGUAGAACGUAGGAAAAAUAAAGAUUUAUCUAAGAGUAUCGAAGAAGCUCCUCCAUCCUAUGAUACUAUUUCUAGAUGUAUCCAUACAAGGUCAAGUAGUAUAUAG
Messenger RNA from Tetrapisispora phaffii CBS 4417, 945 nucleotides. RefSeq lists its product as uncharacterized. The coding region runs from base 1 to 945 and encodes 314 amino acids. Lineage: Eukaryota; Fungi; Ascomycota; Saccharomycetes; Saccharomycetales; Saccharomycetaceae. The transcript has a single exon. The record is from RefSeq and is a predicted model, not a curated record.